AUGGAUCUUUUAAAGGAGACAAGGUUCGAAGAGUGCAAGCCUGCGACUACACCUUUAGACUAUACAGUGAAGCUGUCCGGAGAAAAGGGAGAGCCAUUGAAGGAUCACUCGGGCUACAGAAAGCUAGUUGGGAGGCUGUUGUACUUAGCCAAUACCAGACCAGAUAUCAGCCAUGCAGUGGGGAAACUCGGUCAAUUUCUGGACUGUCCGACCACUCAACAUAUGCAGGCAGCACAUCAUGUGCUCAGGUACCUGAAAGGAGCACCGGCAGCAGGGUUGUUCUUCACUUCAGAGGUAGAUUACAAUCUGACUGGGUUCUCAGAUUCAGAUUGGGCAGCAUGCCCAGACACAAGGAAGUCAAUUUCGGCUUAUUGCUUCUAUCUGGAAAACUCACUCAUAUCGUGGAAGAGCAAAAAGCAAUUGACAGUGGCGUCUUCAUCCUCUGAGGCUGAGUAUCGAGCAUUGGCAAGUACCACUUGA
Arachis ipaensis is the source of this 480-nucleotide messenger RNA. The record is from RefSeq and is a predicted model, not a curated record. Lineage: Eukaryota; Viridiplantae; Streptophyta; Magnoliopsida; Fabales; Fabaceae.